AUGCCACGAAGAUUUGCCUUUGCACGCUCAGCAACCCUGUGCGUUUUCAUACUGUUGUCUCUCCUCACGGAGGCAUUCCCUGAGUAUGUAGGUGGGAAGAUUGGACAAACACCACCCAGUGAUUUCCCUCCAGGAAACGUUAGGUUCGGCAUAGACGAUGCGGCAAUCGCCCCGGUGGUGCCCCUAAUCCUCAAAACACUGAAGAGCUUCAUUGGAAGUGUCACAGUCCCUGAGCAAAGGUUACACGGAGUGAGUUUGGAAACGAUGCAAGUGCAAGACAUAAACAUUGGAAAUAUGUCGCUACACAUGAAUAGUACGAACAGGGUUGAUGUAUCGGUAUGGAACAUGACGGCUAAUGUCCCAGAAACCAACUUCAGCUACAAUCUGGUGUUUGUGUCGUGCAGUGGAACGGCGAAAACCGAUGUUCGCAAUGCCAACGUGUCGUUUGCAAUGCGUUUGUCCAUCGGAGUGGGUGGCAUCCUCGAUGUAUCGGUGGAGGACAUGGCAAUCCAACUUUUAGACCUGGUCAUUACACCUUCACUGAAUGGUUGGUGCAAGUCUAUGGAUUUUGUUGUUGGGACCCUUAUGAAUAUUUUUAAGCGAAGCAUAGCGGAUUAUCUGCAGCAGUAUGUGCCGGCUAUGGUCCAGCCGAUCGUAAGAGCAAAGACGGUGGACAUACUUCAGAAACUUCCCAUCUCAUUUGUGAGCCCUCCAAACAUCACGGACGGACGGAUGGAACUUACGCUGGCCAUUCACUCUGAAAUACCAAUAAACCGAACGACAAAGGCGGGGAUGUUUACCGAAAUUGGGGGCCCGCUCCCCGAGCGGGACAUUUCCAUGAUCUGCUCCUUUGCAGCUGCAAAUAAUGUACUGCGCCUUCUUCAUUUAUUCGGUAACCAGAGUCUUCUGAAUAUGACAAUUCCCAUUCCAGGAAUAUACAAUUCCUCUCUCGCGGAGUCGAUAUACCCCGAUGUGGUCGAACUUUGUCCCAACUGUCCUUUAAAGUUUGUCACUGGAUGGACAGCAGCGCCGUGGCUUGAGCCCGUAAGCGACAAAGCGUUUAUCACAAAUGCCCAAGGCCCUACCCUUUCCAUGGAUAUGGUAAUGGAUGACAACACGUCGGUAACUGUGCUUGGUGCUCAUCUAAACGCGACCGCCAACGUGACUCAUCUUUCCACCGACAACAGUGGCCGUAUCACCAUAAAGUUGGCCUCCGUGAAUGCUGCGGUGGCACUAUAUGCUCCGUUGGGGCGAAAAAUAAAUUCAACAUCACUCAAUACAGAUGUUCAGGUCUUAUUGAAUGAGAUCGUGGUGCCGCUUGUUAAUGCGCAAACGGGAGGAUUCGCACUUCCGUUCGAUGUAACAGAUCUUUUGCUGAAGGUGUCAAAUGCCACCAUCAGUGUGGGACUUAAUGCGAUGGAAGCAUAUCCGCUUAUCGGCUCAUGCAUUGAUCGUAUAUGGUGA
Trypanosoma brucei brucei TREU927 is the source of this 1464-nucleotide messenger RNA. RefSeq names its product expression site-associated gene (ESAG) protein, putative (gene Tb927.5.340). The transcript has a single exon. The record is from RefSeq and is a predicted model, not a curated record. Lineage: Eukaryota; Euglenozoa; Kinetoplastea; Trypanosomatida; Trypanosomatidae. Bases 1 to 1464 code for a protein of 487 amino acids. Gene Ontology annotation, molecular function: lipid binding.